This is a messenger RNA of Beta vulgaris subsp. vulgaris (sugar beet), 1176 nucleotides long. RefSeq lists its product as uncharacterized. The transcript has a single exon. The coding region runs from base 1 to 1176 and encodes 391 amino acids. The record is from RefSeq and is a predicted model, not a curated record. NCBI's taxonomy places the organism in Eukaryota, Viridiplantae, Streptophyta, Magnoliopsida, Caryophyllales, Amaranthaceae.
AUGGUGACAGAAUCCAGUUCACCACAAAUUGAUCCCUCUUCUGAUCCUUCCACUCCAUAUUAUGUUCAUCCAAGUGAUUCACAGUUUCGUAUUGCAAAUGAGAAAUUUAAUGGAUCUGGUUUCAAUGAUUGGAAGCGAUCUGUUAUAAUCAGUUUAUCAUCCAAGAAUAAACUUGGAUUCAUUGAUGGAAGCAUUUCUAAACCUGAAAUUAAUACUGGACUUUACAAGUGCUGGUUCAGAGUAAAUAGCACUAUAAUUUCUUGGUUUAUCCAAGCUCUUGAUACUCACAUUGCUAGGAGUAUUCUGUAUUUUGAUUCAGCACAAGAAAUCUGGACUAAUCUUCAGUUUGGCCAGACAACAGGAGCACAAAUUUUCUCUUUACAACAACAAAUUGCUGAAAUUCAACAAGGAACAGAUUCCAUUUCACUGUUCUACACCAAAAUUAAGAUGUUAUGGGAUGAAUUGGAUGCAGCAAGUCCACUUCCUAUAUGUAGUUGUGACAAAUGUACUUGUCAAGUAAUAAGAAGAAUUCACACGAUGCAAGAAGAGAAUCGUUUGAUACAAUUCUUGAUGAAACUACGUCCAGAAUUCAACAAUGUCAGAGGAAAUAUUAUGAUUCAAGCUCCUCUUCCUACAAUUUCUAUGGCUUACAGGUUAUUAAUGCAAGAAGAGAGACAUAAGGAGGUCUAUCAAGCUAAUCAUGUCACUGAUGAUGCAUCAGCUUUCCUAGCUAAUAAAAGAAGAUUUCUGGAUUCUUCUAACAAUGCUGGAAACAAUAGUUCUUGGAACUAUAAUAGGUUCAGUUCUGGUAAUAAUCAGAUCAUCAGAUCAGGAGGAUCACAAGGUAAUUACAUGAGAAGAUCAAAUUUAUUCUGUGAUCAUUGCAAGAUCAAAGGUCAUACAAAGGAAAACUGCUGGAAGAUACAUGGUUAUCCACCAGAUAUCAAGGACAAAUGGAAGGGCAAAAGAGUAGCUAAUAUGGUUCAGGAGGAUCUCAAUCAAUCUAGCACUUCUAUUGAACCUAAUCAAGCUGCUCCUCAAUUCACAGCUGAACAAUACAGCAAAUUAAUGAGUCUCUUAGAGCACAACAAAGCAGAAACUUCAGAAAAACAUGACAAUACUGCCUUUGUAGCAGGUAUGAUUGCUUACUAUCUUUUGAUCAUGAUACUUGGAUAA